AUGAACCCAUUAAGGGGAGGUCUUUCCAUCUUCCCUGUGCAGAUUAUCUUCUACGAAGACAGGAACUACCAGGGCCGUCAGUAUGAGUGCAGCAGUGACUGUGCUGAGCUGCAAAACCACUUUGUCCGCUGUAACUCCAUAAAGGUGGAGAGUGGCUGUUGGGUGGCCUAUGAAAAGCCAAAUUAUGCUGGUUACCAGUACAUGCUGCACAAGGGCGAAUACCCUGACUAUCAGCGUUGGGCUGGUUUCAACGACUGCAUCCGCUCCUGCAGAAUGGUGCCCCCCUAUCGCGGGAACUACAGGAUGAAGAUCUUUGAGCGCUCCGACUUUGCGGGCCAGAAUAUGGAGGUGAUGGAGGACUGCCCAGAUCUCAAAGAGCUUUUCCACACCCGCGACAUCUCCUCUGUCAACGUCAUGGAGGGCUACUGGAUACUCCAUGAGCACCCCAACUACAGUGGGCGCCAGUAUUUCCUGCGUCCCGGCGAGUACAGGAGGCACAGCGAGUGGGGAAGCGCCACCCCAACCAUCGGUUCUCUUAGACGUGUCACUGAGGUCAAUUAA
This is a messenger RNA of Lampris incognitus (smalleye Pacific opah), 561 nucleotides long. RefSeq names its product crystallin, gamma MX (gene crygmx). Lineage: Eukaryota; Metazoa; Chordata; Actinopteri; Lampriformes; Lampridae. The transcript is spliced from 3 exons. Gene Ontology annotation, biological process: visual perception; lens development in camera-type eye. Bases 1 to 561 code for a protein of 186 amino acids. The record is from RefSeq and is a predicted model, not a curated record. Gene Ontology annotation, molecular function: structural constituent of eye lens.